Messenger RNA from Sclerotinia borealis F-4128, 1764 nucleotides. Lineage: Eukaryota; Fungi; Ascomycota; Leotiomycetes; Helotiales; Sclerotiniaceae. The record is from the annotation of a GenBank genome assembly.
AUGAGCAUGAUGCAGAAAAUGACAUCUUAUACAUUUGUCCUUUUCCUAAUUCAAUUGCUAUGCACAGCAUCUGCACAGACUGUUAAUAAUUACAGUUGCAGAGCUCUACCUGGGGACUCCCUCUGGCCAUCUACAACAGAGUGGAAUAAACUCAACAAUACGGUCGAUGGUAGAUUGGUAGCCACAGUACCAAUCGCGAGCCCAUGUCAUGAUCCCAACUACGAUGCAACCGAGUGCGCAUAUUUGCAAGCGAAUUGGGCCAAUCCCAGUCUUCAUUUCAAUUCAUCUUCUUCAUUAAUAGCACCAUACUUUGCCGUACUUGGAAAUCAAAGCUGCCAUCCUUUUUCUCCUGAAUCGAGCCCCUGUCCCUUGGGAAACUACGUUGAUUAUGCUGUUGACGUAUCGAAAUCUGACGACAUCAUUGCUGCUAUUAAGUUCGCAAAGAGUCAUAAUGUUCGAUUUGUAAUCCGAAAUACUGGACAUGAUUAUCUGGGCAAGUCAACUGGUGUAGGAGCAUUAGCAGUCUGGACCCAUCACCUAAAGAACAUCUCAUUUUCUGAUUGGUCAUCUGGCUUUUACACUGGAAAAGCCAUGAAAAUUGGUGCUGGCAUCCAAGGAUUCGAUGCUCUCGAAGCUGCGCAUGCGGCAGGCUUUGUGACAGUAGGUGGUGAAUGUCCUACGGUUGGGAUUGCCGGAGGCUACACUCAAGGGGGUGGUCACUCAGCUCUUUCUAGCAACUUUGGAAUGGGUGCUGAUCAAGCCAUAUCCUGGGAAGUUGUGACGGCCAGUGGAGAGCUAGUCACUGCUUCACCAACCGAAAACACGGAUCUAUAUUGGGCUUUGAGUGGGGGUGGUGGGGGUACGUAUGGGGUCGUCGUAUCUCUUACCGUGAAAGUAUAUCCUGACGCAGUUGUCAGCGGUGCAACUCUGGCAUUUUCGGCAACCACUGGCAACACGACCAACGAAACGUUCUGGGCUGGAGUCGAAGCUUUUCAUUCUAAUCUUCCUGCCAUCGUCGACGCAGGCACUAUGGUUGGCUAUGGUGUUACCUCUACAGCUUUUGGUAUACUUGGUAUGACGGCAUAUAAUAAGACUCAAGCUGAUGUUCAAGCUUUAUUGAGCAACUUCACCAACGCACUCACGACUCUGGGCAUCAGUUAUACAGCCGCAUACAUUGAGAACCCAACAUAUCUUGACCAUUAUAACUACACUCGUGGGCCUCUCCCCUAUGGUGCUUGGGGUGGGUCGGGAGUUAAUACUGGCGGCGGCCGAUUAAUACCCAGAAGUGUUAUCCAGGAGAACAACAAAGCCUACGUCGCGACCAUCCGAAACGUUACAAGCACUGGUCUACCUUAUACAGGUGUAGCCAUCAACGUCUCAUCUCCCCACACUACACCCACAGUCGACAAUGCACUACUCCCAGCAUGGCGAGAGGCACUUAUCCAUGUAAUUUUGACCACACCAUGGGACUAUUCCGCACCAAUAUCCGAUAUGGUCGCUGAGCAAUACUGGAUGGCGAAUGAUAUAAUACCGCAAUUCGAAGCACUCACGCCAGGAGGCGGAGGAUAUAUGAAUGAAGGUAAUUUCAGACAACCGAAUUGGCAGGAAACCUUUUAUGGGAAGAACUAUGAUAGGCUUUUGAGGAUAAAAAAUAAGUGGGAUCCGGAUCAUUUGUUUUAUGGGACCACUGCUGUGGGGAGCGAGGCGUGGAGUAUAGCGGAUGAUGGGAGGAUGUGUCGAACUGGUAAUACGACAACUUCGUGA